AUGCGCGGACAACAAUGGCAUGGCCUGGUGGCCAUUGCUACCCUUGGGAGCUACGGUCUUGCGAAUCCUCUUGGGUAUUGGAGCGCGCUAGGAAAUGCAAGCUUGAACACCCAGCGGUUGAUGGGAAGAGAUGAUGCAGAAUUCGACCCGUCAGAUCUUUCCUUUAUCACAAAGAUGGCCGCCGUCGGCGACUCCUACUCGGCUGGAAUUGGUGCUGGCAAUAAGCUUGGAUCUCUAUCAGAUCUGGGUGCUUGGUAUUGCAGUCGCUAUGAUGAAUCGUACCCUAAUAUUAUCAACAACGAUGACCGGCUAGGCGACUCAUCGGCACGCACGUUUCAGUUCGAGUCAUGUUCUGGCGCAGUUAUAUCUGACGUUGUCAAGAAACAGAUUCCGAGAAUCGAUGGGGGCCAGCAGGUCAUCUUGCUAUCAGCCGGUAUAUAUAUACUCAUGCACCUUCCUACGAACACAACUAACAUCAGUGAGGUACCAGGCGGCAAUGAUGCUGAGCUUUCAAACAUCCUGAACCAGUGUAUCUUCCAAUGGUCCGCGUUGACCCCCAGUCAAGUAGCAUUGGCAAAUACAGCUCUUGAUAAGUCUGAAUUUGCAUGGAAGGAUCUUAUUGAUUUGGAAGGAUUGAGCAUUGGGUGCGAUGGACAAUUGGCGCACACGAAAACGUUCGUUGCUGGAGAUGCCUUCAGCAAGAGCCUUGACUCUGUUAUCUCGGCGGCCAAACUAAAGCUAGCCCCAGACUAUGCCAAAUUUUUUGCCGAAGAUCUAACAUCCGCGUGUGAUCAAGUGACCUGGGCAACCUGGAAUCAUGUGAGUAGCAUGCCAGCGACGUUCAGCACGGUACUAAUCGUCACCCAGAAAACCAUCAGCAGAUUCCAGGACCUAGAGCGACUGACGAAGGAUAAUCGAAAGGCAAUGAAUGAUCUUGUCGAUGAUGUCAACUCUCAGAUUUCGGCUGCGGUAAAAAGAGCCGGUGACCAAGUCAAGUUUGUAGACUACGACCAUUACGUCGGUUAUUUUAAUGGCCGCUUUUGUGAAGCUGGCGUUGAUGAAUCAACGACAGAAAGCAACGGAAGAGCCGGUCUCAUGUUCUUUGAGCUCAAUUCACAGGACGUCUUGGGCAGAAAUCCAUGGAAACGAAGCGUGGAAAACUCCCCAGAAGAAUCCUUUGAGGGUAAAAUGAACGCGUUUGCGCAGAUUACACUCUUGUUAGACCCAGACGCCAAGUUCUCACAGCAAAAUUUGGUGUCCGACGCUACCACCGAUUCUGUCACCACCGCCAGUUUGAUGUCGGUCAAAGUUGCCGACUUUUCCUUCGAGGUUCCAAAUCUUCUUCCAGACGGAUAUGGGCGUGUGUUCCACCCCCAACCCUUGCUUCACCACAUCAUUGCCUCGCUGGUCAUAUACGAAAUGACCAACAAGAAUGAGCUGGAUAAUGGCUAUCCAACAAUCCCCGAGCAGGUCUCUUUUGACUCCUGUCCAAAUCCUUCUUCAUCGAACUCAUCAGACUCGAACACCGCUGACGGCCAACAAAUCGCAGUGGCGUCAUAUAUCAAUCCACUAGGAGACCCGGCCGCCUGGGAUCGCCUGGUCAAAUAUGAUCAUGGCAAGAUACCCAUCCUGGUUGCCAACGUCGUCAAUGGUCCGGACUCUACCGUCGACAACAGCUGGACUAAAGUUAUAGACCAAGGUUCAGCUUCUGGUAAAACGGUCCUAGGCUAUGUGCGAACGGGAUACCUUGGCGUGAGCACGCAGAAAUUCGUAACGCGACUUGGCUCAGGCGACUUGGCAGAUUGGACAGCCCAAAUCGAGGAAGACAUCGAUAUGUGGUACACUCUUUAUGGUAGCAGCAUUGGCGGUAUCUUUUUCGACGAGGGUUGGCCCGAAUGUGGUGACAAUAAUCAAUACGUCGACCUCUACAAGCACAUUAACGACUAUACCAAGCGAAACCAUCCCGGAGCAUACACAAUCCUGAAUCCUGGGUCACCUAUGGCGUCUUGUUUCGAGGAUACCAUGGACACACUUCUGACUUUUGAGCUGGAUUACAAUGCAUACGUGAACAAAUACACACCUAACAAUUGGACUCCAAAGGACCCGCGGAAACUGUGGCACAUCAUCUAUAACGUGCCGGAAGACAAGAUUGGCGAGGUAAUCACAUUAUCUAAAAAGCGCGGGGCUGGUUUUGUCCAACUCACGGAUGACCUUCUACCCAACCCAUACGACAACCUGCCCGCCGACUCUUAUAUGACAAAAAUGAUGGCUGCAGUUGAUGGUGGUUCUCUUUUGAACAACGGUGCAUCAUCCUGGGCAUCUGGAAGCGCUGCGGGACAGGUUUUCGCGCUGAAACUCGUUGACUCGGAGUAUACGUCUGCCAAAAUUUCCUGGGACAAAGCUGCGAAUGCUCUUGCGUAUUCUGUGUAUUCGGGCGACAAGGUCCUUGCAAGUGUCCCAAGCUCAAUGACUCAAAUCACACUUGGUGGCCUCACACCGGGAAGUGGAUAUGCCUUUCAUGUACGUGCCUUAGGAGGGGCUGGCAAUAUGGGGCCCGCUUCCGAUCCAGUCACAGUCAACACGGAUGCUUUGCCAGGCGGGAAGACCGUCGCCAAUUGGAAAUCCACUCCGAAAGAGGGAUCCACUACAAUCAAGGCUGAAAUUCUUGUUCCUUACGCUUUCGUCCGCCUAUACAUCUGGUCCCGGGUAGGAUGCGACUUCGACACCAAUCCUGGAUGGAGUGUCAACUUCAAAGUCGACAAAUACGUCUGCACUCACUACAUGGUCGAAGAUACCACUUUGUACAAAUACACUGGCACGAUGCCUAAAGGCUCUACAGCUCCACCUUGGUCGUGGACAGCCAUCGGGACCGUCGAUGUCGAUAUCACGGGCUACACAUACACGUGGACAUUACCCAUUGGAACUAAUUCCGCUGACACAAGCAAGUUUGUCGUGCAGACACAAGGUUACAAUGUAGCGGAAAGCUACGUGGAGCCACGUGCGGACGACUAUGACUGCGAGGGCUCGACUAUGUGCUCAACUCCGGGAUUUUUGAAGUGGUGCGAUCAUGCCGUUAAUGUCCUACAUCGAGAUGAUGACCCUUUUUACCAGUCUAGUGGCGGCCUCAAUGGAAACUGUUGGGGCGAUCAGACUCGGGGUUGCCAGGUCUUUGUUCAGGGUGAGGGCUGCAGUAUCAGUGGCAACGACAUGUGGAAUGCCUACCAGAAUAUUCGCAACAUCGGCGGUUGUGGCAACUGUGGAUCAUAUCACAGGGGGGGCGGUUGUCUAGUCACUAUCGACUAUAAAUAUCAAUGCAACAACCACGGUUAG
Messenger RNA from Penicillium samsonianum, 3330 nucleotides. RefSeq lists its product as uncharacterized. Gene Ontology annotation, molecular function: protein binding. The transcript is spliced from 8 exons. Bases 1 to 3330 code for a protein of 1109 amino acids. The record is from RefSeq and is a predicted model, not a curated record. Lineage: Eukaryota; Fungi; Ascomycota; Eurotiomycetes; Eurotiales; Aspergillaceae.